GGAGCUGCUAUUGGAGGUGUCUGCCUGGUUGCUUUGCCUGCAGCAGUUCUCUCUUUCUUAGGAUUUACAGGUGCCGGAGUAGCGGCAGGAUCUGUUGCAGCCGGGAUUCAAAGUGGUAUAGGGAAUGUAGUAGCUGGCAGCGUAUUUGCAUUCCUGCAAAGCAUUGGUGCUACAGGUGUCUCUGCUGCGGCUUCUACUGGCUUUGCUGCAAUUGGAUCAGCAUUGGGAGCUGUGAUUGGAUUUCUCAUCUAAUGCAAAAUGUGUUCCUAAUGAUUUAAUCUUAAAAAUGCAAUAAAUUUUUGCAUCUCA
Parasteatoda tepidariorum (common house spider) is the source of this 309-nucleotide messenger RNA. The record is from RefSeq and is a predicted model, not a curated record. NCBI's taxonomy places the organism in Eukaryota, Metazoa, Arthropoda, Arachnida, Araneae, Theridiidae.